Messenger RNA from Emys orbicularis (European pond turtle), 1287 nucleotides. RefSeq names its product septin 10 (gene SEPTIN10). Gene Ontology annotation, molecular function: molecular adaptor activity; GTPase activity; GTP binding. The transcript has 9 exons. NCBI's taxonomy places the organism in Eukaryota, Metazoa, Chordata, Testudines, Emydidae. Gene Ontology annotation, cellular component: septin complex; microtubule cytoskeleton; septin ring. The coding region runs from base 1 to 1287 and encodes 428 amino acids. The record is from RefSeq and is a predicted model, not a curated record. Gene Ontology annotation, biological process: intracellular protein localization; cytoskeleton-dependent cytokinesis.
AUGGCUUCCUCCGAGGUCGCUCGGCAGCUGCAAAAUGAUAAUUGUCGACCCUUAUCUUUGUCUGGCCAUGUUGGUUUUGAUAGCUUACCAGAUCAGUUGGUUAACAAAUCCGUCAACCAGGGCUUCUGCUUCAACAUUCUUUGUAUUGGGGAGACUGGAAUUGGAAAAUCAACCUUGAUAGAUACUUUGUUUAACACCAGUUUUGAUGACCGCGUAUCAACACAUUUUCAGCCGAAUGUAAGACUCAGAGCUCAGACGUAUGAACUCCAGGAAAGCAAUGUUCGAUUGAAACUGACCAUUGUAAAUACAGUGGGAUUUGGUGACCAGAUAAACAAAGAAGAUAGCUAUCAGCCAAUAGUGGAUUACAUAGAUGCACAAUUUGAGGCCUACCUCCAGGAAGAACUGAAAAUUAAACGCUCCUUAUACAACUACCAUGACACUCGCAUCCAUGUCUGCCUCUAUUUUAUUUCACCUACAGGCCAUUCCCUUAAAACGCUUGAUUUGUUAACCAUGAAGAAUCUUGACAGCAAGGUGAACAUUAUACCAGUCAUAGCCAAAGCAGACACCAUUUCUAAAACUGAACUACAGAAGUUUAAAAUUAAACUCAUGAGUGAAUUGGUUAGUAAUGGAGUCCAGAUAUACCAGUUUCCAACAGAUGAUGAAACCAUUUCUAAAAUUAAUGCCACUAUGAAUGGACAUUUACCAUUUGCUGUAGUGGGGAGUAUGGAGGAAAUGAAGAUUGGAAACAAAAUGGUGAAAGCUCGACAGUACCCUUGGGGCAUUGUACAAGUGGAAAAUGAGAACCACUGUGACUUUGUAAAGCUUCGUGAGAUGCUUAUUUGCACAAAUAUGGAAGACCUGAGAGAACAGACUCAUGCACGGCAUUAUGAGCUGUAUAGACGCUGCAAACUGGAAGAGAUGGGCUUCAGAGACACAGGCCCUGAAAACAAACCAGUCAGUCUACAGGAGACCUAUGAAGCUAAGCGGCAUGAGUUCUUUGGCGAAUUGCAGCGGAAGGAGGAGGAGAUGAGACAGAUGUUUGUGCAGAGAGUCAAGGAGAAAGAAGCAAUAUUGAAAGAAGCUGAGCGAGAGCUGCAGGCUAAAUUUGAACAUCUUAAGCGACUUCACCAAGAAGAGAGGAUGAAGCUGGAGGAAAAAAGAAAACUCCUGGAAGAUGAUAUGAUUGCAUUCAGUAAGAGGAAAGCUGCUACUGAGUUACUUCAAGCACAGGCAUUUGCAUCUACACCUAGCGUUAGUUUGAAAAAAGACAAGGACCGUAAAAAGUAA